Molecule: messenger RNA, 795 nt
Organism: Ochotona princeps (American pika)
Lineage: Eukaryota; Metazoa; Chordata; Mammalia; Lagomorpha; Ochotonidae
Product: speedy protein E4A-like
Exons: 6
Coding region: 1-675 (224 amino acids)
Biological process (GO): positive regulation of cyclin-dependent protein serine/threonine kinase activity
Molecular function (GO): protein kinase binding
Source: RefSeq, a predicted model, not a curated record
AUGGCCAGCUGUGAAGCAGACUCCCAGAUCGAGGACUGUCCCCAAGAGGCGCUGGUGGCUGAUGAAGUCCCAGGACCAUCAGACAUGGAGGUUUUAUCUGAGAUGCAGGGCACCUGGCCUCGAGGCUGCAGGGCGAGCUGGCCCCGUAGCUCCAGCCAGAGGCGCAGACAAAGCACAGAGCCCAUGAAGAGCUGGGCAGUGGAGUGGCUUCUCGGGCUGAAGAUGAGGCUGAAGAAGCAGCGUGUGUCCACGGUGCUGCCUGAGCACCACAAGGUCUUCAACAGGCUGCUCGAGGAUCCCGUGGUCAAGCGGUUCCUGGCCUGGGACAAGCAGCUGAGUGUAUCUGACAAGUACCUGCUGGCCAUGGUCGUCGCCUACCUCAGCAGAGCCGGCCUCUUCUCCUGGCAGUACAGGCGCAUCCAUUUCUUUGUAGCUCUCUACCUCGCCAACGACAUGGAGGAGGACGAAGAGGACGACGAGCCCCCCAAGCAGGCCAUCUUCUCCUUCCUCUAUGGCAAGGACAACGCCCAGCGGCCCUUCUUCCACAAACUGCGCCUGCAGUUCAUGCGCUGCAUGGGCUGGAAGGCCAGGGUCACCCUGGAGGAGUGUGAGGAGAUCCAAGCCUAUGACCCAGAGCUCUGGGUGUGGGGGCGAGACCGGGCCCUCCUUUGCUAAGCGGCUGCACUGAGACCAGUGGGCACCGGCCAGAGGGCAGGUACGUGCAGGUCCUUGAGGUGGGCUGGCAGAGGGCUGUGUCCAGUCUGCGAGAUCUGGGGGCCCCUUGAGCUGCACUCC